CUGCUUGAUAUUCUAGUCUACGUUAUAGUUUCGCGCCAGUUUUAAUCAAGCCACGUGCUUUUUUUUUGUGAUAGUACUCAUCUCAAUGUAAAGUAACUUGUACCAUUUUCUACAUUGGAGUUAUUUUCUUCUCCAAUAGAGAGCGAGUGUCAUCGACCCUUGAUUCAGUGAUUAAGUUUGGCUGUGUGUUAAAAAGCAUUGGACAAACUCAAUUGAGGGUGUUUUGUUGGAACACAAUACUUUAUAAACUAGAACACAAAGUGGAAAUGUGUAGGAAACUGUUUCUCAAAGAUCCAGACAUGAAAAGUGCCCAGAACAUCUUGUUACCUAUCUGAUGAAGUGAACUGACUAGAUGGUGGAGCAGUCGGCUUUUAAAGUGACAAUUAGACGUCCAAACAUUUGCUUUGAUUAAACAACACAAGAGCGCUGACUGCUUACUGGACCCGGGUCUCAAAGUCGACAACUCAGAUCUAAGACUCAUCAAAAACUUCAACUCGAAAUCCCAACUGUGAGGACAAAGCAUCGGUUCACAUGGAGAUCAACGCCUUCUUGUCAGUGGUCAGUCCACUCGGAUGUCCUCCAAACUUCGUACAUGUCUGGUCGCACUAUGUCAAGUCCAAACAGACACAUUCUGAUCUCAGGCGUACGUGUCCUCAUAUACCUAGGUACCAGGACGCUUAACUCACUUCUCCUCAACCCUCCUUUUUUACAUCAGGCCAGGUCUUUCCUCGUCUCCCCCCCCCCUUCCUGUCCAUGUCCAAAGGUCAUACCAUAAAACUACCUCUUCAUUCGCCGUCGUGUGUCGCUCCUGGGUCAUCCAGAGAUGUCACACAUCUAGUGGACAUCUCUAAGCCUUUCUUUCCAUCUCUUCACAUUUCAUGUUAUUAUUAUUAUUGUGAAUCAUUAUUGUGUUCAUGCUUCGCCUGUUACGCCAAUCAUUGUCAAGGUCAUCAAGUGCAAUCUGCUCAGAACAUAAUCAUUCAUCUCGUUUUAUUUAUUAUUGUUACCUAAACUGAGGGAAAAAAAGAUUCAACUUUGAUUGAAACUUUCUGCAAUCAUUCGAUUAGAUUUUGAUUGAAACUUUUGAAUCCUCAACAAAAAAAAAGAGUCUCAAAAUAAACAAAGCAAGAAAAAUAUCUCCAACAAUGCAAUCACCAUUUUGCCUGCUGACUUCCGGUGUGACUGCUUCACGCUUCACUGCUCACCUGUUGUAGAUCGCCUAGCCCCCACCCCUCACAGGCAGAACAGCGGGAUCAUCAUUCUGAUGUGCACAUCACUCCAGGCAUUAUACGAAUGAUGCCCUUGAUUCUGACACUAGCUGAUGAGAAUUGUCCGAGACAAUAGCAUGUGUGUGUGUUCUAGAAGCAGGUCCUCGUACUCCUCUACCUCCAGAUUCUUGUAGUAUCCUUUAUAUUAUUUAUAUAUUGUUUGAGCGUUAGAAGAAGUUGUUCUUUGUUGUUUUGUGUCAACUUCAAGCGAAGAAUAUAAAGUUUGAAGGACAAAUUAGAUCUAUCUGGAUUGAAGUCGCGUACACUAUCUGAACAUUUGCUCAGCUUGCAGACCUAACUUUUUAAAAUUUAAUGAAUCAAUAAAUGCAAAGCGCAAUCAUCUUAGCGUCUUCUUUGAGCUGAGGAGCAGGUCCACUAGGAGCACCAUCCCAGUUCUAUAUAUCUUCCAAUAGUUCAACUGGUCAACGGAGGUUUCCAAACAAGGGAAAGUCCAGUGUUAUUUAAGACAGACAACUAGAACAAAAUGGAUCUGCUGCAACGUCUGGAUGUGCCUUCUCUGUCAGACUCCAGUGACACUGACGAUUUCUUACAGGAGUUGGCAGCACUGAACGAUGCCGGACUUCUUCGUGCAACAAUGGAGUCUUUGGAGUGCGGACGGCUGACGCCACUGAUCAAAGAAGAGUUACGGUGUCGCAUCCAGAGUCGUCGACUGUCUGAAGGAAAGGAGGAGCUGCUGGUGGAGUUUCCAUCUCCCACACCAUCACAUCCACGACCAGACGAGGUGCAGAAGAGAGACAGAAGGAGAGAACAGAACAGAAGAGCGGCCCAAAAGUUCCGAAAAAAAAAGAAAGAGAGGGGAGAGCAUCUGAUGGAGGAAACUCAAAGAUUGGAAUGUCACAACACCACGCUGCUGACAGAGAUCAAACAGCUGCACGAAGAGCGAGAGCAGCUGACGCGUAUCAUACGCAGUCACGCCAGCGUGUGUCCACUCACGCCUCGACAGAGCCCGCUUACUAUCGUUCGUGAGAGUCCACUACCAGGUUCUAUUCGGGGAUCUCCACUCACGCUGCCCCUCAGUGCGGCUGCGUCCAUCCUGGCCAAGAGCCCAGUGAUGGGAAAGAGUCCAGUGGUGGUUCAGAGUCCGGUGCUUCUAGUGCCGCCUACUCGGGAGAGCCCUGUUCCUCUCCUCAUCCUUAACCCCACGAGGGAAAGCCCCAUACCAGGACGCGUCGUGCCCAGUAGUCCAGUCCCCAUGUCAGGGCGACCUAGGAAGAGCCCAGUCUCUAUACUUCGCAUCAACCAGUCGCCCAUUCCGGGAGAGAAGUUCGGUGACAGGAGUCCAAUACCUUUUGGUUCGCCACCGAAGCAGAGCAAGCACUCCAUACCACCACGUCUCAAUCUAGCAGGACCGAAACCGGUAGUGCCCAUCCUUCCAAAGCCUGCAGCCAACAGCACGCCGUCGCCCAAGACGCCUCUGGGAGUGACGAUGAGUCCUCUGCCUACGGCUACAAGUCCUAUAACCGCAGGGGGAAGAACAAUUCACAUGAGUCCGGUUUUCUUCGGCGAGGGAUGCUUCACCCGUUCAGGGAGAACAAGGCAGAUCAGCCAGAGCCCCAUCUCGGUGACAGACAGCAGCAACAGCUCAACUCCGGCGAGGAUCACACAGCAGAGUCCGGUCUUUUUCGGCGACAGGGCGCCGAGCAGUGCUCAGUCUGCAGUUCAUUUUCUCCAGCCGUCUUCAGCAUCUUCGACAUCAUCGACCUCUUCCCUGGCGUCCUUGCUUCGCCGAGAGAGCCCCUUGUCAGUCAUAAGCAAUAGCAGCGUCUUCUCUAACAACAACGGCACAGUGUUUGUAGGCAGCAGUUCCAGCAGCACAAACAGUAGCAGCUCUCAGCUUUCCAGCAUCAGCCAAGCAGACAGCACCGCCCCCAUCAUAGCUAACACUAAUAUUAACAUCAACAGCAUCAAUAACAACAAUUUGAGCAGCAACAACAACGCCAUUAACAAUAACUCCUUUGGCAGCAGCGGCGCCAUCGACAACAACAUGUUCAACAAUAUCAACAGCCAAAUUAAACCGCCCGUCUUUAUGGGCAGUUCCCAAAGCUCAGCAGCCCGCGAGGCGCACGAUGACGACGUCCUUUGCCUGGAAGACAUCGAAAGAAGCGCUACAGGGGUGGAGGCCAGGGACGAUCUGAUCGACUUUAUUGACAUUCAGGCCCUUCUGGAGCUAAGCGGCGAACAGAAUGGGCCCAGCACCAUUGAACCUAACAGAAACCAACAGGACGACUCGGGGAGUUCGCUCAAUAUUAGCCAGACAAGAAACAAUUUUGACUCUUUGACUAUGAACCACAUUGAAGACUCAAUGAUGGAUGAGAGCGCGACUCACGGCGCGCAUCUUGACGCCGAUAUAGGUCACCUGAACACAGAUAACGUCUGCCAGUCGAUGUGUCAGCGUGAAAAUAUUCUGUCCAGUCCGGACUUUGACCGAGAGACGCAGGCCAACACCAUUCAAAGAAUUACACAAAACCUACUUCCCUUCGACCAGAGCUUGUCAGGUUUGCAACAGACAGGAAGCUCUUUUGGUUGCCAUAACAACGACAGCGGUCAGGCUGGACACUUCCAGAACUCUCUUCUCUCAAGUCAACAAGGGUGUGGUGCUUUUCACACAAACAGCUGCACUACCUCAAACCUGCGGCAGGAUUUAAAUUAUUCCUUAGACACACGAAGGCAGGUAGGCAGUUUUGGUGGACAACAGGAAAGUGCUUUUAGAGGCCCCGUAGUUGAGCAAGACAUGACCAGCACGCUCAAAGACUAUUUCAAGCCCCACCAAGAGAAUAUGCUCACACCGCAGACCCUGGCUGCACUUCAGAAUAGCCUGCGGGAACUGCUCAACGCACAAAACCGCAUGGCUCAAUGCAACGCCUCCACCAACCCGUCCUCGGGGGACGAAAGACGCAUCGGGGACGCUGAUGUCAACUCGGCGGCCACAUCGGCAGCUGUCAACAAUGACAACAACCUCAUGUCCAGCGGAGACGCAAGUCUCGCCAGCAACAACUUCGGCAGUUCGAUAGGGGGCAUCAACGACAACUCGGAGAGCGACUUCAUGAGCCUGCAGAGUUCUCUUUCAAUGGACAUGCUCCUGGCGUGUUCUAACAUGUGCAGCACCAGCUCCGAGAAUCGAUUCCCUCAGGCUGGAAAUCAGUAUUCAUAACAUCGUCAUAAACGUUUUUGUUAAAUUGAUGGAACAGCAAAACUUAUUCAUAGAUUCAUUUCAUUUAUCCUGAGACAAAACCAAUAGGCAGUUGAUAAAAAGUCAUCAAGUCUUCAUCCUUGUUAGGCUACAACUUGAACUCCCUACUCCCCUUCUAGUGUUAUCCCGAGUAUGAAUAGACAUGACAUGUAACAUCGCCACUCAGAUAACGGAGGCCAGAUAACAUUACUCACUACUGAGUUGAAAGCUCCUAUUUUGGAGAGCUGGAUAGCCAAAGUAGAUGUUACACAGGUACCUGCUUGGUGAUGGAGCCGGUUCGAGGUCCGUGAUUCGAGUUCUCCUUGAGGCUUAUAUGUAUUUCGGCCUAGUUUCUUCACCUUCUUCUCUAAAUAACCUCUACUGUUGGUGCUGCGAUUAUUCUAUGUUACAUGCCAUGUUUAUUCAUACAUUAUUUCAGCACUAAAAGCUUCAAACUCUAUAUUUCCUAGACUGCCUCAAGUCAUAUUAAAAACCAGCAGACGUAUGGAAGGGACGAGCUGAUUCAAUGCUACAUCGUUAGUCGCUACCAGAGUCAUUAGUUCUCUUCUGCUUGCCCGUUAUUGACAAUGUUCUGAAUGACGUACUUCUUGAAUCAGCUUAUAACACUAAGUUAUUUGUAUAACUCUUUGUUGUCGGCCGUCUUUGUUUCUUUCUACUUGAGUCGUAUUACUAUGUGUUACGGUCAAAGUGCUUCAUCAAUUAUUUGUACAUUUCGUUUCCGAUAUUGCUUGCGGAAAUUUCCUGUUUCUAAUAGUAGUUUCUUUUUUUUUUUUCGGUUACUUUUCCUCAGGAGUUACCCGGAUCUGAUCGGUUAUUUUGUACUUCUGUGUUCCUUCUUCAAACUCAGGUUCAAGGGGCAGAUGCCAAAGAAAGAGGAGAAGAGAGAGAGAGAGAGAUAGAGAGAAAGUUUUGUUUUCUUUUUUGCUUGCACAUUUUUUCUUUAUCUCCAGCAUGUUUGAGAAUCCAUGUGUGUGCGUGUUAGAGGCAGUAUGUUGGGUAUUUGUAUACAUAACUAAUUAGUCCUAGAGGGUAAAAACGCGCCACGGCAAAUAGAGCUCAAUAUCAGAAUGAAGAUGAUUAAUAAUUGGGUAAGGAAUAAAAUAAAUGAGUUUAGACAAAGAACACAUCACUGUUUGGAUGUUACUUUGAUCAUCUUGAACAUCAAACCCAAUCAGUUACACAAUGGAUCAUUUAUACGACCUACACUAUGACCUACUCUAUGACCUACACUAUGACCUACACUACGACCUACACUAUGACCUACACUAUGACCUACACUACGACCUACACUAUGACCUACACUACGACCUACAUUAUGAAGUACACUAUGAUGUACACUAUGACCUACAAUAUGACCUACACUACGACCUACACUAUGACCUACACUAUGACCUACUCUACGACCUACACUAUGACCUACACUACGACCUACACUAUGACCUACACUACGACCUACACUAUGACAUACACAUCUCAUAACAAUGACAUAACAAUCUCAUAACAAUGACACAACAAUCUCAUAACAAUGACAUAAAAAAAUGAUAUAACAAUCUCAUAACGAUGACAUAAAAAUCUCAUAACAAUCUCAUAACAAUGGCAUAGCAAUCUCAAAACUACCUCAUGACGAUGACAUAACAAUCUCAUAACAAUGGCAUAACAAUCUCAAAACUACCACAUGAUGAUGACAUAACAAUCUCAUAAGAAUCUCUUAGCAAUGACAUAACAAUCUCAUAACAAUCUCAUAACAAUCUUAUAACAAUGACACAACAAUUUCAUAACAAUCUCAUAGCAAUGGCAUAACUAUCUCAUAACAAUGAAAUAACAAUCUCAUAAGAAUCACAUAGCAAUGAAACAACAAUCUCAUAAGAAUCGCAUAACAAUGAAACAACAAUCUCAUAAGAAUCACAUAGCAAUCAGAUAACAAUCUCAUAACAAUGACAUAACAAUUUCGUAACAAUAUCAUAACAAUCUUAUAACAAUGACAUAACAAUCUCAUAAGAAUCUCAUAGCAAUGACAAAACAAUCUCAUAACAAUCCUAUAACUAUGACACAAUAUUUUUGCGAAGAAUCGAAGCACUCUGCUUACUAACAGAUGGUUCUAGUUCUGAGCCCUAUCAGUUUUAGUUACACUCACGCUUGGAUUGUUUUUCUCUAUUUUUAAUUCUUAACAGGAGCUGAAAGGUGAUUGGGGGGGGGGGAUGAAGUAGUCACCUUUUAAUCACCUUUUUGCGCUGGCCAUAGUACAAUUCUUUUACAAUAAAAAAAAGGUACAAUGUGACAGGAAAUCAACAGAUUUAAAAAAAAAUAAAAUAAUUCUAUAUAAAUAAUAUUUGUUCAUGUCUUGUUCAGAACGAGAAGAUGUUACAUAUUUUUGUUUGAGUAAAAACUGCAUGUGUAUAGAUGUUUCGUUUUACUUCAAUAUCACAUUAUGUAAUAAAGCCAAACACAGAACUUGAGUGCUUAUGGAGCAUAUUGUUUCUGUUCCUAUGUUAUUGAAAGUAGUUUUUCAACAUAGAUUGAUUUUGUUUCAGUUUUUUGUUUUCAGAACAAAUAUUCUUUUAAGGAGAAUAGAAAUAGAACUAUUCUUGACUAUACGGUGUGUAAGUCUCUUGGCCUUAAAAGUCACUAACUCGAAAAUAAAAGUGAAUAGGCUCUAAUGGUGGUAAAUAAUAAACAUAAUAUAUAUUUCUCAAAACUUGAUAUAAAACAAUAAAUUUAGUUGAACAACUCAAUAAUAAUUUUAAGCUACAAUGAAAACGUGCAGCAGACUAUAUUUUAGCGUGAGAUGUUAUCUCUAAAUCGUUACCUGGCAAUUUCGGCUACUUUUUCCUUGCUGUCAAUUGUCAAAUUGUCUCCCUUUGUAAUUAGAGGUUUUUGUUGUUUCUUAAUUAAAAACCAAUAUUGUGGUUGAAUUUUAUUUUCUAGCUCAAUGUCAAUGUUUCCCGGCUGUUAUGUUGCUAUGUUCUCCUACAUAUGACCUAUGACCUUAUAUUUUUUGUAUAUCAGAUGACAUAGAAGAAGUGUUAUAAAUACAUUUGUUAUUCUAUUUACAUAGCGAUAGUAGUUUAGGCUUGAGAUUGUUUGGUUUGAAAGAUGGAAUGUCACAUUUCGUUCUAUUGCCAUGAAGUUUUUUUUAGCUGUUUAUUAUUUUUUAGAAUGUGUUUCUCACAUAUGACCUACAUAGAGAAUCCCACUGACCUAUAUGUUGUGUGCUAUUCUUAGAAUUAUUUCUUUUGUACUUCUGCUUACACUAUACCUAAGAAUAGUGUCAAGGGAAAUAAGAAAUCCUGUCCUGUAGCAAGGUAUGAUACCCCACUGGUAACAAUUAUUGCUCUAAAUGUUAACACAAGUUAAUGAGAAUACUAACAGAAUAAUUUACUCCAUAAUGUAUAGUGACUUCUAGCCAAGCCAAUACAAAGUUGUGAUUGUAUAAUUAUUUAUUUGUUUUCAUACAUGGACUGCCUACCACAUUUUCCCACUCGUAUUUUGUAAUAUUCAAUGUUUGAAAUUGUAUUUCAUUGCAGAGAUUGCAAUUGCUAUUAUUAUUAUUAAUACCAUUACCUUUAUUACUAUUGAUUUUCAUUGUACCUAACGAAUGUUAAAUCUUAUGUUAUUUUUAAAUGAAGGAUAAUUCUUUAAAAAAAAUAGUAAGAAAUAUUACACUUAUCAACAGUUGCUUAUCUUUUUAGUUCCCAACUUUCUCUGCUAUUACUUCCCUUUUUUUUUAAACCCAUUAACCUCAAAAAUUCCUUCCCCCUUUUUUUCCCCCAAAUUCUCUUGUAACUUACCUCUACUUAAUCCUUAAAGUGGAUCAACCAUUACCUCCCUUCAUAUCUUCCAACAAUUACUUCCCUUCCUGUUCCCUACCAACUCAGUACACUUCGUAAUCUUAUAAAAAGUAUUUUAUGUUAUCUUAUCGUUAUCAUUAUUAUAAAUAUUUUGUUUACCUUAAGAUAAUUAUUUUUUAUAAUUAUUUUUCCUUUUAAUGUGACUACUGAAACUAUUUGUUUCAUUGGAUUUUAGCCCCCCCCCCCCCCCAUUUUCCACCCUAAAAAAAAUAACCAUUAUUUUCAUCUUCAUUGUUUUCUGAUCAUCAUUCCCCUUACAAUCCUAUGCGCUUGUACAAUAUAAUUGUUUCAUCAUGGGUGUAACUCAAAUCUGCUUUAUUUUUUCAUCUUUUAAAAAUUACACCUUGGACCUUUUGUUUUUCCUUCUGUAAAACUUCUCAGCUAUUUAGUUUUAAAGAUGAAAGGGUCAUCCAUUUGCGACGUUUAUGGACAAAUGUUAAAGGACUAUUUACACAAUAAAUUUGAGAAGCUGUUUACAAUGUACAAAA
Messenger RNA from Biomphalaria glabrata, 8815 nucleotides. RefSeq lists its product as uncharacterized. The record is from RefSeq and is a predicted model, not a curated record. Gene Ontology annotation, biological process: regulation of transcription by RNA polymerase II. NCBI's taxonomy places the organism in Eukaryota, Metazoa, Mollusca, Gastropoda, Planorbidae. Gene Ontology annotation, molecular function: RNA polymerase II cis-regulatory region sequence-specific DNA binding; DNA-binding transcription factor activity, RNA polymerase II-specific. The transcript has 6 exons. Gene Ontology annotation, cellular component: nucleus. The coding region runs from base 1753 to 4440 and encodes 895 amino acids.